CAUUUUUCCAAAAUGGCCGCCAAUUUGUUAGAAAAGCGUAUGGCAAGCAAACUGCUCUUUAUCCGCCAUACAACUCGUCUUAUUCGGCGAAAAUUUUGCGCAGUUGCUGUGCAAGAAGAAAAAGAAGGUUAUCAGACAGGAAUUCCGUUGAUCAUAGCUCCACACGUGAUAAGAAGAGCGUUCAUAGUGCAUCCUUCAACUAAAGAAGUCAACGCAAGUUUGAAGUACCAAUGGUUUACGAAAACAAAAUUAUAUGAGGGUCUGCCUUCUUCCCUCUCAGAUGUAGACAGGUACUUCUCGGUUGAAGAAUAUGAAGUCGUAAAAGAGCCAUUCAGGAAUUCAGUAUUGCAGAAUUAUGGAUUCCGCAAAGAAGCUACUAAUGAUCGCAAAAACGAACGUAGUCAGGAGCUUCUUAAACUUGGUGUUUUGCAAGAUUUGUUGAGAUUUGGCUGGUCAUUUGCUGAUCGUUACCCUCACUUGAAUGACUGUUUCCUCGACUUUGAACCCAAAAUAAAGAUUCACUGGGUCAGGCAUCAUAACUUUUACCAGUUGGAGCAUAAAAGACCAAAACCAGCUUAUAUAAUCCGAGCAAAGGAACCGGCAGCUUUAUUUGAACCAGGUAUGAUAGUUUAUUGUACUUCUUUAAGUAUCACUAUUAUUGCUUUCCUGCCUUACCCUCUUAAACCCUUCUCCAACACUGUAAGGCUCAUCCGUUUUCUAACUACACUUGUUUUUCCUCCCUGGAAAUCACCGGUUGUUUUGCCUAUGCAUGAUUUUGCCAACGACCCAUUACCAUGCAUCAUGCACCCAUGCAUCAGUCAAUUCGAGCUGUGCCUCUGGCUCACCAAAGCCAGAGGCACAGCCCCCCUCCACCCCCAAUCCAGCUAAUCCCAGGACAUUACCAUUAGCUGCACAGCUAAAUGAAAUGAACUCUACACAUGAUCCUUGUUCUUUUAGCCGUGAUAAGAAAAAGUCUGAUACACAUUUGCAUAGCUCUUUCUCUAAACCAUUGAUCAGGAGAAAACGUUUAGAGAACUGACCUAGCAUGUUAGCAAAAUGACCAAAGACGUUAGCAAACAGGACGUUUUUGAGACAACUGUAAAUCCCUCCUUAAAUGGUGAUAAGUUUUCUUUCCCCCCAAAGUCUUGGGGUAGGGUUGAAACUUAUGAAACAUUUUAGCUAGUGUGAAAAUUCAAUGGAAGUUAACUGUAAGCCCAGUCAAUCCAAGCAUAGCGAUGCCCCUUCCCAGCAUCUGCCAGUCACUUGUGAUCUUCUCUUUAAGUCAGUUAUCAGGAGGUCAGGAGGAGCAAAAGGAAAAGCAAUUGUGGGAUAAAACACUCAUCCCCACUGACUGAUAGAAGGAAACAAGCAAAAAUUUAAUAUGUAAUUGCCUACUGCGAAAAAAGAAUUCUUACAGUGCCCUAAAACAUAUUGAACCUGUGACUUCCUAAGUGAUAUGCCAAUCCUCCAAUCACUCAUCUAUAGGAGACUUACUAUGAACAAGCCGUACAACUGACUUCAGAUUUAGUACAUGGUCUGCCACACUGUAGGCUCCUUAUUGAUGGCUGUGGCAUUUCUUUUUCUCCCUGAGUUGCAUUGAUGUAAGAGAAUUCUUCUUUAAAUUAUUUCUUAUCCAACUUACUUGCUUGACAAGGUUUGAUAUCAAGUUUUGUUUUAUUAUCUCUUUACUAACAGAUAUUGAAAGAACAUCUCUGGAGGACCUGCCUGGACCCUUUGAUAACUAUAGUCUUGGUGUGUACCGUCAUCCCAUUGUUCAUCUACAGAACAACCCAGGGUUCCAGAACACUGCCUUGAACAAGUACCCUUACAAUCACAUGUUGUUUUUGACAAACACUUUUAACUUGACAUAUGAACAGCAACAAGCUUUCGGAAUAAUGAGUAUGUUCAGCUCACUGGUUUCCUUGGCGAUGAAUGAUGGCGUCCGGAUGGGUCAACACCUGGAGAAACCACUAGUCACAAAGUGUGCCAUUACUGAUGGCAUUCAGUUCACAUUCAUGUGCUAUCAAUUGAACACACUCUCCUUUCAAGAGGAUACUGGAAUCAAAAACUGUGCGUGGUCUUCUCCAAGCAUGACGCUUUUUACUAAGCAGGAGAAAACAGCUGCUCGAUUGUGGUCUGUUUUAUAUGAGAGUCUUGGGAGGACUGAUGAAGUUGCUGGAUUUAAUGAUGAAUGUUUCAAGACAUUCCUGGCAUUCCUCUGCCAAAAUUAACCCAAACUAAGUAAACUUUGAACUGGAUCAUUGCAGUCAAAAAUGUUCACUAAAAUACCACAGUCCUGACACUGCCAGUAAAUUAUCAGGACUAACUUGUGGUGAAUUUUCUAUAGUAAAAUCCUGUUGACUUAAACAGC
Messenger RNA from Porites lobata, 2371 nucleotides. The record is from the annotation of a GenBank genome assembly. NCBI's taxonomy places the organism in Eukaryota, Metazoa, Cnidaria, Anthozoa, Scleractinia, Poritidae.